CACUCAGUGCCCUUGGUCAGUGACUCUGGUCUAGCCACCGUGCCUGAGUGGGAGAUGACCAAUAGCUCUGGACCCUGGGGUGAAGGCUGCUGUGACAGUAAGAAAAGCGGACGCACAGCUUCACCUGGUCCCCGUCCUUUGGUGGCAGAUGUUAAGGAAACCUUUUGGGGAGCUGAGCUUAUGGUGGGGCCACAAUAAAGCUUUAAGAACCUGUACAGUAGAGUUCCAGCCCUAAUUAUGAAGCCUUACUGGAAAGAACUGGGACUGCCACCACCCACUGUCUGCACCGAACUCACAGGAGGCAGCAGCCGGCUCUGGAGCAGGAUGGACCUUAGAUCCCUCUGCCUACAGAACCUUCAAUAAAUCAAUAACAGGUGUCUUUGCUUGCGACCCUGCCCCAGUCUACACCACCUGGGGUCCCCAGCUCCGAGCGCAAGGGAGCCAACAAACUCUCUGUGGAGGGAAACCCUUUGUGACCACACCUCCCUCUGUUAUUUUUACAUUUCCCGCAACCACUGAACCUUGGGACCACCGACAGAAAGGCGCCAUUGGUGCAACCCCGCCUCUUCCGCUACAACGCUUGGUCCGCUUCGAUCCCGCCCCUUCCUCCGUCCCGACCCCGCCUUUUCCCGCCGCCGGCUCGCAAUGUCCGGGGUCUUGAUGCUUUUCUAACCCCAGCCCUACAUCGAAGUUCCCGCACGUGGGAGGCCCGGCCGGACCUUGAGCGCGAUGCCUCGCUCGCCCCGUUGCCGGGCCGUGCGCGCUCUGCUGCGCAGUCGAUACCGCGAGGUGUGGCCGCUGGCAACCGUCGUGCGGCGCCUGGGACCUGAGGGCAGGCGACUUGUACAACCCGGAGACCCAAAAGUCUUCCGCACGUUGGUGGCCCAGUGCCUAGUGUGUGUGCCCUGGGGCUCGCAACCUCCACCUGCUGACCUUUCGUUCCACCAGGUGUCAUCACUGAAGGAGCUGGUGGCCAGGGUCGUGCAGAGACUCUGCGAGCGCGGAGAGAGGAACGUGCUGGCUUUUGGCUUUGCGCUUCUUAACGGAGCCCAAGGCGGGCCACCCAUGACCUUCACAACCAACGUGCGCAGCUAUUUGCCCAACUCGGUGACUGAGUCUCUGCGCGUCAGUGGUGCAUGGAUGCUUCUGCUGAACCGAGUGGGCGACGACUUGCUGGUCUACCUGCUGGCCCGCUGCGCGCUUUACCUGCUAGUGCCCCCGAGCUGUGCCUACCAGGUGUGCGGCCCACCCCUGUACCAAAUCUGUGCCACCGCGGAUACUUGUCCCUCUGUGCCCCCCAGUUACAGGCCCACACGAUCCGUGGGCAGAAAUUUUACUCAUCUUGGAUCCACACACUCGGUCAGGAACAGCAAUCACCAGGAAGCAUGUAAACUCUUGCCCUUGCCAUCUCGAGGCACAAAGCGGAGUCUAAGCAUCACCAAUAGAAGUGUGCCUUCAUCCAAGAAGGCCAGGUGCGAUCUGGCCCAGAGACUGGAGAAGGAACCCGACAGGCAGGCGGUUCCAACCCCAUCAGACAAAACAAGGGUGCCAAAUCCUGCUGAGUCCCCUGCAGUACCUAUUAGUAGAACUACCAAGGAAGAUUUGUCUUCCGGAGGGAAGGCACUUGGCCUGAGUCGCCCCGGGUCAGCGUGCUGUAAACACAAGCUCAGUUCCACAUUCCUGCAGUCACCACUGUGCCAAGAUGCCUUUCGGCUCAGACCAUAUACUGAGACCAAACACUUCCUGUACUCUAGGGGAGGUGGCCGAGAGAGGCUGAACCCCUCGUUCCUACUCAACAACCUCCAGCCCAGCUUGACUGGGGCCAGGAGACUGGUGGAGAUAAUCUUUCUAGGCAUUAGGCCUAGGACAUCAGGACCACUCUGUGGGACACGCCGCCUAUCGAGGCGCUACUGGCAGAUGCGGCCCCUAUUCCAGCAGCUGCUUGUAAACCAUGCGCGGUGCCCGUAUGUCAGACUCCUCAGGUCACAUUGCAGGUUUCCUACAGCAACCCACCAGGUGGCCGAUGCCUUGAACACCACCAGCCAGCCGCACCUCAUGAAUUUGCUCCGCCUACACAGCAGUCCCUGGCAGGUAUAUGGCUUUCUACGGGCCUGUAUCCGAAAGCUGGUGCCUCCAGGUCUCUGGGGUUCCAGGCACAACCAGCGGCGCUUCUUUAAGAAUGUGAAGCAAUUCAUCUCCUUGGGGAAGUAUGGCAAGCUCUCUCUGCAAGAGCUGAUGUGGAGGAUGAAAGUAGAAGACUGCCCCUGGCUUCGCAGCAGCCCAGGAAACAACUGUGUCCCAGCCGAAGAGCACCGUACGAGGGAAAGGAUCCUGGCUAUGUUCCUGUUCUGGCUGAUGGACACAUACGUGGUAGAGCUGCUUAGGUCAUUCUUUUACGUCACAGAGACCACAUUCCAGAAGAACCGGCUCUUCUUCUACCGCAAGAGGGUAUGGAAAAGGCUGCAGAACAUUGGAAUCAGGCAACACCUUGAGAGAGUGCAGCUGCAGGAACUGUCACAAGAGGAGGUCAGGCAGCACCAGGAGGCCUGGCCAGCCAUGCCCAUCUGCAGACUGCGUUUCAUCCCCAAGCCCAGUGGUCUUCGGCCCAUUGUGAACAUGAGUUAUAGCAUGGGCGCCAGAGCCUUUAAUAAAGGGAAGCAGGCUCAGCAUUUCACCCAGUGUCUCAAGACUCUGUUCAGCGUGCUCAACUAUGAACGGACAAAACAUACUAACCUUCUGGGGGCUUCUGUACUGGGCCUGAAUGAUGUCUACAGGACCUGGCGGGCCUUUGUACUGCAUGUACGCACUCUGAACCCGGCACCCAGGAUGUACUUUGUUAAGGCAGAUGUGACCGGGGCAUAUGAUGCCAUCCCGCAGGAGAAGCUUGUGGAGGUUGUUGCCAAUAUGAUCAGACACCCGGAGAACACAUACUGUAUCCGCCAAUAUGCAGUGAUCCAAAGAGAUAGAGAAGGCCAAAUCCACAGGUCCUUCAGGAGACAGGUCUCCACCCUCUCUGACCUCCAGCCACACAUGGGCCAGUUCGUGAGGCAUCUUCAGGACUCAGAUACCAGUGCGCUGAGGAACUCCGUUGUCAUUGAGCAG
Molecule: messenger RNA, 3102 nt
Organism: Cricetulus griseus (Chinese hamster)
Lineage: Eukaryota; Metazoa; Chordata; Mammalia; Rodentia; Cricetidae
Source: RefSeq, a predicted model, not a curated record